AUAUGCAUUGGCUUUAUCCAAAUUUAAACAAUUUGUUUGAUUUUAAAAAUUACUUUAUUCGAUUGAAGUCGUUAAGAUGUUGAAAUCAGAAACACAGCUGCCUCCAAUCAUAGAAUCUGAUAAUACAACAAGUGUAGAAGUCAUAUCGUUGGAUAGAAAAUUGUCUACAGCAUUCUGCAAAAUAUGCUAUUCUGGAGGAAGUUGUGAACAAUUAAUACACCCUUGUUUUUGUAAAGGAUCGGUUGGUAAUAUACACCUAACAUGUUUAGAGAGAUGGAUCAACGAAUGUGGUAUCGAUCGGUGUGAGCUAUGUCUUUUUCAAUUCACGUCUGACCAGACACGCCGAUACACAGUUUGGCAAUCAUUAGUGAUAUGGACAAGGAACCCAGUCCAUAGAAGCUUACUAAUUUCAGACUCUAUUGUCAUGGUUGUUCUAACGAUCGUGAUGGCUUGUCUAAUUACAUCUGUGGUGAUGGGCAUGACUGUAUUUAGUACUUCUAAGACUGACAGGUAACGGAUCUGUGUUCACAACAUUAUACAAGUGUGUACAUAAUUUAAGAAAUUGUAUAUAAUUAAUAUUUUCUGAAGUAGGUCUAAGUACCUAUAUAAGUGAAUUGAUAGGUAGCU
Molecule: messenger RNA, 627 nt
Organism: Acyrthosiphon pisum (pea aphid)
Lineage: Eukaryota; Metazoa; Arthropoda; Insecta; Hemiptera; Aphididae
Product: E3 ubiquitin-protein ligase MARCH3-like
Exons: 2
Coding region: 77-514 (145 amino acids)
Biological process (GO): protein ubiquitination
Molecular function (GO): ubiquitin-protein transferase activity; zinc ion binding
Source: RefSeq, a predicted model, not a curated record